AUGGCAAAAGUUUCAAGUCGUCCUGGCCAGCUGCUACUUCCACCAUGUUCAGCCCAUGUGCAGUACACCUAAAACAGUCUGCUUUCUGCUCAUAAGUUAGAAACAUUUUACAGAAGGCUGUGUGCAUAAGAGUGUUGUGAAGAUGUACCAGAUUGUAUCAGCAACUGUUGGAGAUUUUGGCGUUGGUGCCAUGAGCCGUUAUUCACCACCUAAGCGGAAAAGAUUUGGUAGACCAAGGCGCCCAGUGAUAAUAGCAAGUGUGCUUGGAGUGAUACUGGUUCUUUCUGCGAUUUUAGCAUGGUGCUACUACUCCUCUUCUCUCCACAAGGCCAACCUUCUGACAACUGAAUGACUGGAUCUUAACAAAGAUGGUUUUGUCAUCCGAAGCCAAGCUGGGGUUGUCGUUUUGGUGUUGUGGUUUGUGUCUGGAGCCCUUGAUCUGGACUCAUGUUCAAAAGAGGGACAGAUUCUCAGAUGUGACAAAUCCAUGGCUGGAAAUAUAAAUUUCUUCAUAGAAACUGUUAAGCCUAAAGAAUCAGUUGAGUGCUAUCGUUUGUGCUGGGAUGAGCUGGAGGAGCAUCGGUUGGUGGAGCAUGUCAUGUCCUGCAGUGGUUCACACUGGUACGGUGGUGCGGAGACUUGGUUGCAGCAUUGGCCAAUAGUAUUAAAAGGACAUCAGGCUCCCAAACCUUUCAUUACAGGUGAUAUUCAUUCGAAUCAUCAGGCAUUUGGUGGCAUCUUGGAGCGCUACUGGCUUUCUUCCAAUGCUACUGCCAUAAAAAUUAAUGAUUCUGUUCCUUUUCACCUCGGCUGGGAUGAAAGAAACAGAACUCUGUGGUUCCAAGCUCGAUAUAAUGACAGCCCUUAUAGGCCAGACCCUGAUAAUCCCCAUCAUGUGACUCUGAGUUAUCGUGUAUGUGUGGGGCUAGAUGUCACCUCUAUACACAAGUACAUGGUACGUCGAUAUUUCAACAAGCCCAAUAAGGUUCCUUCAGAAGCUGUUUUCAGACAACCAAUCUGGUCUACAAGAGCUCUAGAAGAAGUGAACCAAGAACGAACAUUGAAAUAUGCAUCUGAUAUAAAAAAAAAUGGCUUUAACUGCAGCCACCUGGAGCUGUACGACAGAUAUACUAGUGGCUAUGGAGAGUUUGAGUUAGAUCCCAUCAAGUUCCCCAACGCCUCAGCCAUGUUUCAAAAACUAAGGCAAGAUGGAUUCCAGGUAACCUUGUGGACUCAUCCAUUUGUCAACUAUAAUUCUGUCAAUUUUUGUGUUGGAGUAGAACAAGGACUGUUUGUAUGAGUGCCUGGUAGCCAGCUUCCUGCAUUGGUGCGUUGGUGGAAUGGUAUUGCUGGCAUUUUGGAUUUCACAAAUCCAGAAGCUCGGGACUGGUAUGCCUUGAAUCUUCGCACCCUCAAGAACAAGUAUGGAGUGGCAUCUUUUAAGUUUGAUGCAGGAGAGACAGGCUACUUACCCCAGCAGUUCAGUACCUUUGUUCCAUUGCAGGAUCCCAGUACUUUUACUUGCCGCUACACUGAGAUGGUAAUACCGUUCAAUGUCCGUGCAGAGCUGCGGUCAGGCUAUCAAUCUCAAAACAUCUCCUGCUUCUUCAGAAUUAUUGACCGUGAGUCACUAUGGGGAUACACUCUAGGUCUCAAAUCUAUAAUCCCAACUGUACUUACUAUAAGUAUUCUUGGCUACCAGUUUAUUCUGCCAGACAUAAUAGGUGGAAAUACGUACUCAAACCUCACUGGCCUUCCAGAUCGUGAGCUGUACAUCCGUUGGCUAGAGCUCUCAGCUUUCAUGCCAGCCAUGCAGUUCUCACUUCCACCAUGGAACUAUGAUGAUGAGGUUGUGAAUAUCGCCAAGAAGUUCACCGCUCUCCACGAGUCUCUUGUAGCCCCUCGGGUUCUGGAGCUUGCUGGGGAAGUGCUGUACACUGGGGAUCCCAUUAUUCGCCCUCUUUGGUGGAUUGCAACAGCUGAUGAGGCAGCUUACAAAAUUGACUCUCAGUUCCUUAUAGGAGAUGACCUCCUGGUGGCACCUGUUCUUGAACCAGGCAAGCAGGAAAGAGAUAUAUACCUUCCUGCGGGCAGGUGGAGAAGUUACAAGGGAGAGUAUUUCGACAAAGGCCCCGUAUACCUUACUGAUUAUCCAGUGGACUUGGAUGAAGUUGCUUACUUUGUGUGGUCAGGAUAGUUUUAAGUAGGUAAGGGAUGAGCCCAUUAAAACCCCAAAACCGACUGCUGAAUACAGAUCUGGCCAUACCAUAAAUUGUUUGUACAGUCAUGUGACAUCAUGUAGUUUUUAUACUAAUAGCAUCAGCAAGGUUUAUGCUGUAGUUUGUCCUUAUGUUGAUAUUGCAUACGUCUCAAGAAAUAGGCUCCUCAAUAAGUAGGCUACCCACCUGUCUUAAAGUUUUGAUGAAGACCUCU
This is a messenger RNA of Cyprinus carpio (common carp), 2433 nucleotides long. Its product is annotated as alpha-galactosidase MYORG. Gene Ontology annotation, biological process: skeletal muscle fiber development; carbohydrate metabolic process. The record is from RefSeq and is a predicted model, not a curated record. NCBI's taxonomy places the organism in Eukaryota, Metazoa, Chordata, Actinopteri, Cypriniformes, Cyprinidae. Gene Ontology annotation, molecular function: hydrolase activity, hydrolyzing O-glycosyl compounds.